UUGUGUCCUGCUCAGUCCACACUUCAUGCCAACAGCGAAGAGAGGAGGAAGGGAGAAAGGGGGCGGCUUCGUUUCAGGUAAUAAAAAAACAUUCCCACGAGGUUUGCGGAUUGACGUCAGCGUCGGACGUACACGUAAAUCUCCUCCCGCUCUGCAUCAGCUGGGUUUAGACGGGCUCACGAAGGCUUCCGCGUCACAUAAUUUUAUUCCAGUCCGGUUGUCAAGACACUCUAGCUGAGAAGGAAGCCCGGGGACAGUAGUAACCAGAUUUGUAGGCGGCGAGGGGAACGUCUGCAGGUUUUAAUGGCCGAUAAGGAGAUCAGCUUGCCAGCCAAACUCAUCAACGGAGCAGUAGCGGGGAUUGUGGGAGUGUCCUGUGUUUUCCCUAUUGAUUUGGUCAAGACCAGACUACAGAACCAAGAAAGCAAAGAUGGACAGAAGAUGUAUAAGAAUAUGCGGGACUGUUUUGUCAAGACAUUCCGGAAGGAGGGAUUCCGUGGCAUGUACAAAGGGUCGGGGGUUAAUCUGGUGCUGAUCACGCCGGAGAAAGCCAUCAAACUCACUGCCAAUGAUACCUUCAGGUUCUACCUGCGAACAGACAAAGGCCAGCUCCCGCUGUACCGGGAGAUGUUGGCAGGGGGCGGUGCUGGACUGUGUCAGAUGAUCAUCACCUCCCCCAUGGAGAUGCUCAAAAUCACGCUGCAGGAUGCCGGCAGAAUAAGUACGACAGGUCAAGGUCCUCAAUUGUCUUCUGCAGGGGGAAUCUCCGCGGCGCCCAGCCGUGCCUUUAGCGCCGUUGCCAUGGCGGCCACGCCCCAGCGGAUGUCGGCACUGAGAAUAGCGUACGACCUGUUCAGGACCAAAGGUUUAUCCGGGGUGUACAGAGGAGCAGGGGCCACACUUCUCAGAGACAUUCCAUUCUCCAUGAUCUACUUUCCACUGUUCGCCCACCUCAACCACCUGGGGAAGCCAGAGGGGGCGGCCACCUCACCCUUCUACUGGUCAUUCUCCUCUGGCUGUGUGGCCGGGUGUAUGGCCUCCGUACUGGUCAACCCGAUGGACGUUGUGAAGACGAGAAUCCAAGUCCUGAAGAGAGCUCAGGGUGAGCAAACCUACAACGGCGUCGUGGACUGUGCCAAGAAAAUCUGGGUGGCGGAGGGACCGUCCGCGUUCAUGAAGGGAGCGUGGUGCCGCGUUCUCGUGAUUGCGCCGCUCUUCGGUAUCGCUCAGAUGGUGUACUACUUCGGAGUGGGCGAAUAUAUUCUGGGUAUCGAUAGUCAGUACUACUAGUAUGUACAGUAUGUACAAAUGAAUUAUAGUGGUACAUGGAUAUUUCUGUGUAUGGGAAAUUCACAUUGGUGGCACCAUGAACAUAUAGGUUGAUGUGUAACCGACUAAUUGAAGGAAUAUGAUGUUGUUCUCACUGAAGUGACUUCUGAACAUAGGUGGAAAAAAAUGGAAAAAAUUCUAUAUAUGUAAUAUGUCUGUAGACGAAGAAAUAUAUAUAUUCUGUACAUAACAAGUAUUGUGGGUAAAAAAAAGUUGUUAUUAACACAUGGUCAUCACAUUUUGUUGCAGUAGAUAAGAUGACAAGGUGAAUCAGUUAAGUUGUCAAAUGCUCAGAAUUGUGAAGUUAUGAUUUGAUGGUGGAUUAUAUUUAUUUCAAAACAAUAUUGAAGGAUUUUGUGAACAUUUGUUUUUCUUCUUGCUUUUUUGGAAAAGGAGCUUUUUCUUUAGUAGAAGUUAUAUUUGUGCCAAGACAAAAAUUCUAGCAAACAGGGUACUUCCUUCUUACAAAAGACACAGAAACUACUUUUCCAAAAAAGAAAAUAUUUUUAGAUUGAAAGACGUACCACAGUAGAUUGCUCUUUCACUGCCCUCCUCACAGUAUCCAUUAUAAAUUAUUUAAGUGAAUUGUACAUUUUCGUAAUGUAUCGUCAAAUUGUACCACCAUUAAGUGCUUUCAUAAUCGGCAUAUCUGCAAUUCUAUUUACAGGCACAUUGCAAAAGAUAGAGAGAAUUCCAUGGCCUCAUUUGGUGCUUGUUAAGCAAAUGUGUUUGUGAAAAUAUUGAUGUACCAUUGACCAAAUUAGAUGUUAUAUAUCAUGUAUACUAUAAUACCAGAUGCACUACGCAGGGUAGUUUGAAGUUAAGUGUUGAAAAGUGGCCUGAGUAAUUGUAACUUCUAAGGCCACACCAAUUUAAUUUUUUGGUUAACGGAUUUUUCUAGAAAAAUAAUGGAGCGGGCGGGC
Molecule: messenger RNA, 2252 nt
Organism: Branchiostoma belcheri (Belcher's lancelet)
Lineage: Eukaryota; Metazoa; Chordata; Leptocardii; Amphioxiformes; Branchiostomatidae
Product: mitochondrial glutamate carrier 1-like
Exons: 10
Coding region: 304-1290 (328 amino acids)
Biological process (GO): malate-aspartate shuttle; L-glutamate transmembrane transport; aspartate transmembrane transport
Molecular function (GO): L-aspartate transmembrane transporter activity; L-glutamate transmembrane transporter activity
Source: RefSeq, a predicted model, not a curated record